Molecule: messenger RNA, 1145 nt
Organism: Pocillopora verrucosa
Lineage: Eukaryota; Metazoa; Cnidaria; Anthozoa; Scleractinia; Pocilloporidae
Source: RefSeq, a predicted model, not a curated record
AACCCACGAGAAUUUACAGAAGAAACUUCUCUGCAAGAGCUAAUGCAAAAGGAGCAGACAUAUAGGAUCUUUGCGGUGUUAAAUUCGCUUGUAUUCGCUUUCACUGCGGUAGCUCCCUUGGCUGUUGUGUUAACUGUUCUUCUCAGUGUUGCGUGGAAUGAUGAGCCGGCGAAAACAGGAGAAAGUGAAAGUCAUAAACGAAGUGCUGCAGGUUGCAGAGGGACGAGUCCGCAACAGAGAAAAAAUCGAUAUCGGAAGCACGAGGAAGCAGAUGAGCCGACGAAAGAAGAAGGAAGUGAAAGUCACCAACAUAGCGCUGCAGAAGAGCCGGUUAUAAAAGAAGAAAAUGAAAGUUACAAACGAAGCGCUGCAGUUAGUAGAGAGACGAAUCCACAACAGAGAGAACAUGGAGGUUGGAGUCACAUGAAAGCAGGUAUUAUUGUCAUGCUUAUCUGAGGUAAGCAGAUCAGAACUAUCAUCGAUAUGCUGAUCAAGAACGAUCGAUCAAAAAAAAAGAAGACCGAGAAGGUCAUGACGACUUUAAAGGAAUAAGUAUAUCGAUACGUAUAUCGGCGAAUCGUUGCAGCAUCUCAAUUGCCUUUGUUCGUUUGUGCAGCUAGGGUCUAAUGGAGACUUUCUCCUCUGUCAUAACCGUGUACUCGGAGUUAAUUAUGAUUAAGUUAAUAAGUUCGUGAACUGCACAAAGAAUUGUUUCCCUUUUUCAGAAGAGCCGGUGAAAGAAGAAGGAAGUGAAAGUCACAAACAAAACGCUGCAGGUAUGAAAAGUUGAACAAACAAGAAUAUUCUCAAAGGUAUGACAGUGCCUUUCAUCGAAUUAUGUUAAAGAUUUUGGUGUAACCACGCCUCUCCUCUUAGAAAUAAAUAGACAAUUGAAUGUACUUUUGCCCAGGUAGUAAACGGACGAGGUCUUUGGUUGUUUGUGCAGCUAGCGUCCGAUGGAGACUUUGUGCUCUAUCUGAUGACCGUGUACUCGGAGUUAAUUAUGACUAAUUUGAUAAGUUCGUGAACUUCUCAAGGAAUUGCAGCAUCUCAAUUGUCUUUAAGUUAAUAAGUUCGUGAACUGCACAAGGAAUUGUUUCCCUUUUUCAGAAGAGCCGACGAAAAAAGGAGAAAAUGAAAAUUAC